CGAAGGAUGGCAGCUCGAUCGUACAAAUUACUACCAGGAAGGAUGGUUAGCCACCGGCAACGCCCGCGGCUUAGUAGGAGUGACUUUUACUACGUCGCAUUGUCGCACCAGAGCCGCGGAACUUCCACUCAGGGCGAAUUACAACCUCCGAGGGCACCGUAGCGAGGUGAUACUUGUCAAAUGGAAUGAACCUUACCAAAAAUUGGCCUCGUGCGACAGUUCGGGUGUUAUUUUUGUUUGGAUCAAAUACGACGGACGAUGGAGUAUAGAAUUAAUCAAUGAUAGAAACACACCUGUUACGCACUUCUCCUGGUCCCACGACGGCCGCAUGGCUCUUAUAUGUUAUAGGGACGGCUUCGUAUUGGUCGGCAGCGUUGCUGGUCAAAGGUAUUGGUCGUCAAUGCUCAACGACAAAGCGACGAUAACUUGUGGCAUUUGGACUCCGGACGAUCAGCAGGUCUAUUUCGGGACGACUGCGGGCCAGUUAAUCGUGAUGGACGUUCACGGGGCUAUGGUGUCGGAGGUACAAUUAGCGGCCGGGGUUACAUCGAUGGCCUGGAGCGCCGAAAAGUUUACGAUGGAGGAGGACGAGACGUGCGAUCGAUCUCAGAAAGAUGACCGAAAUUACGUGCUGGCCGUUUGCCUCGCCGACGGCAAUGUCGUCAUGUUACGAUCGUUCGAUGACGUGUCGCCGAUUACGAUACGCAGCAAUCUGAAGCCGCCCUUGCACGCCGAGUGGAGCAAUUCCAGAAAACUGUUGGCCAUCGCCGGCACGCGGGAGGGCUCGGCCGAGCAGAGCGGUUCGCAAGAGUACACGAAUCUUCUCAAGUUUUACUCGGUCAACGGCACUCUCGUAUACACGACGGAGAUUCCAUACACGCAGUGUCCCGUAUCGGCGUUGACGUGGGGGCACAACGACCGGAGGCUCUUCGUCGCGACCGGAGCGCGCGUCCACGCCGCGUGGGUCUCCAGAAGGGUCGGUUCGCUUCAGCUGUUAUCGAGAUUGGCGGUGAGAGCGGCUCUCACGAGGGAAACCAGUGUUCAACAUCUUCCAUUACCGCCGCGACUGAGAGCUUCGGUGGCCGCCCUCUUCGCGAACACAAUACGAUGCUCGGUACCGGAACCAAGAGAAUUACGACGCUUCGUGUCAAGGCCGCCGCCGGGAGGCAGCCGGUUGCACUGCACCAUGCUCCGACACGCCGUAGAACCUGUGCCAUGUUACACGCUGUAUCUGGAGUACCUGGGCGGUCUCGUGCCACUUCUGAAGGGCAGACGGACCAGCAAGAUUCGGCCCGAAUUCGUGAUAUUCGAUCCGCAGAGUCAAGAAACUCUGCAGGUGUUCGACGACAUGUCGCAGUGCCCGUCGUACAGCGACGGCUCGGACACCGAAAAGGACACCGCGGAUUUGUGCGGAUCGCCCCGUUACAGGAAGAAGAACAGGAAAAGAAGGGAGGAGAGGCCCAACGACGAAACGACGGAACGAGAGGAAAAGCCGAACGAUCUUUCGUACGUGGACACCCUGCCAGAGCACGCGAGGCUCGUCGAGGUAACGUCGAACAUCUGGGGCACGAAAUUCAAGUUUCACGGCUUGGCAGAUUCGAUUCCCGCUAACCUAGGUCAGGUAACAUAUCGAACGUCUUUGCUGCACCUGCAACCCAGACAAAUGACGCUCGUGAUGACGGAGCUCCGGGACGAUUUGCCUUCGGGUCCAGAUCCGACGUUCAAUCCCAAUUUGUUUUCCGAGGACGAGGAGGAGUCGUACCAGGAAACAAGUUCGCGAGUUACCCCGGAGACGCAACCGCCGCCGAUCGCGCCGAUGACUCCUCGUAACGCUCGACUGAACCAUCCGAAUCGACCAAAGUCUCAAAUUUCGAAUCAGUUCUUGACGUCGGAGACCCUUCCGACGUCGCUGGGGAAAAUCGAGAGCUACGAAAAUGAGUACGUUCCAUACGUGGAUCUGCAAGAUAUGGGUAAUCUGUACGAGAACAUCAGAAACGCGCCUACGAACACCUAUCGAACGCCGCCGAGACACAAUCCACCGAGAUGCUGCGAUGUGCCGGCCUUACAGUCGCCGAAAAACGCGGUGGCGCCCACGCAAACGUUAAUUGCGACCUCGAACGCGGGUGCCGACUAUGCCAGCAGCAUUCAGAGGAUGAAAAACGUCCUGGCGGAUCAACAAGCGGGCAUGGCGACGAAGAAGGAACUGGAGAACAACAAGCUCAAUCAAAUCUCGCAGGACGACAAACUGACGUCGACGGCCUGCGCGACAAACAUCAUCCCCCUAUCCAUGCAGAACGGUCAGGCCUUGAACGCGGAGGCGACGAGCAGUCGAUACAUCUCUCAAUAUCACUCGGUUUUAAAUGGUCUGGAGAACAUCGAUUGCACUCCGGCGCAAACCGUAUAUUUGAAUGGUCUAAAUAACAUGGGAUGCGCGAGCAACGUCUUGACCGCGCCACAUCCUGCCAGCGGCGUCCAAACUACAAUGUCGCAGAGCGCUCAUAAUUUUGUACAUAGUAAGAAUAAUCAAAAUACCGAGGCGAGUACCACGGCAAGCACCACGACGACGCCUUCAAAUAGCUCCCAACUCGGGCAAGCUUCCAGUCUAGUCCUUAAUAAAAACGGCGUACACGGGAUAAUCUCGCCGGCAUGUUCCUAUCAGUUCCCGGAGAAUAUCGAUCAGUGCUUUGGAUCGACGUGUUCGCAGUGUUUCUCAAAACCACACAAAGACCCCAAGUGCCACGUGUGCUACGGAAAAACGAAUCCCGGCUACGUGAACGCCGGGACUCCCACGAAGCUCGACGAGGACUUGAUGCGAUUCAGCGACGACGAAUGCCGCGACGAUAUUGAGACGUCAGAACAGUCGCGGGGCGUUCACAGGACCUCAACGGUCAUCAGUAUCGGUCCGAUGUGUGCGAACGAUUCGAUAGUUCGAAGCUGCAGCGUCGGAUAUCUGGAUCUGGUGGACGCCCAGUUAGUCCCGUGCGACGUAGCCUUGCGAAUGCUGCGCAGAGACGCGCCGAACAAGAGGCUGGUGUUGGUGUCGCGGAAAACGAAACGGCGGAAAAAGACGAAGCCUCAGCACGACGUGGGCCAGCCGAGCUCGAAGCCGCCCCGACUCCGCAACUGCGGCAAGUCCAAGAGUCUCGACUCCAGCGAUAUAUUUCCGAGUAACGAGCAGAUAUCAUCUCCGCCGCAACUGCCGGAACACGUGGAGGAGGUCGCCGGAUUAACCAAUUCCGAAGUUACGGAUGAUACGGCGAAACGCAACGAAUCGACAGAAUCGAAGGACGAAACGCGCGACAUUGCCGAUAAGCAGGACGAAAGUAAGGAACAGGUUGCUCGCGAAGUUCACAUUAAAGAAAAGCCGGGUCGAUUAGAAGCCACUGCGUCUCCCGUCAAAGGAUCGAGUCCGAGUGGAUCUUUCGCUUCCUCGCUCGAUGGUCUCGCUGCGAGACUUCGAGAUUUCGACGACAGUCACUCAUUGCCACCUCCUUCACCUCGACCAUCAUCGAGAUUGCCGAGAAGUUCACCUAGCAGUCCAGCACCAUCUAAGAAAGGCAAAAGACCGGCCUCGGCCUCCCCGAUUCGAAGAAGGCUCUUGUCGAGUCCGUUGCUGAACAGAAGAAUGAGAAAAAGUCGCGGCGAGAGUUCGGACGAGGAGGGGCUGCUCCAAGACGAUUCCUCGUCGACAGCGAGUUACCGGGACUUAGAAACGUUCCAGAAAGCCCAGUUACGUCAGAAGCUCAAGCAAAGAGGAAUGGGAAUUUCUGGUUCCAAACCGGAAGCGAUAAGGCGCGAUGCACAAUUGAUAAUGCAUAACAAAGCGCCCAUGUGGAACGAGUCCAGUCAAGUGUAUCAGCUCGAUUUCGGCGGUAGAGUGACUCAAGAGAGCGCCAAGAACUUUCAGAUUGAAUUCAGGGGCAGACAGGUGAUGCAAUUUGGAAGAAUAGAUGGCAACGCGUAUACGCUGGAUUUUCAGUAUCCAUUCAGCGCUUUGCAGGCAUUCGCCGUUGCCUUGGCGAAUGUUACGCAACGGCUUAAGUAAGCUGUCACUUUUCCAACACAUCUAACUUAUGGUGAAAAAUGAUGGGGAAGCUGCAAGAUACCUGCGUUUAAAAAUUUGCGUUUUUUUUAAGAGUCAAACAAGAAUCGAGAAGGUUCGAUUCUUAAUGAGCCCGGGAGGAAAAUUCGUAAGACUUUCGAUUGUCAGGCUCGCAAGGCUUCGUUCGUCAAUCGUUCGUGAAUUGUUCAUGGAAAUGUAACUUUUUUUUUUUAAUAACAAUGACUGAUCGACUCGCAUAAUUUUUAAUUGCGUAUCGAUCCUAUCGCGCCGGGAAAGAAAUUCGUGUAGCCAAAAAUCUCUCUGGCGUUUGCCGAGAGAUGGGCGAAUCGAUGUGCAAUGACCUAAUGAGAUAAAUAUAUACUGAUUCGCGAGUGCAGUUGCGAGCGAUUUGAAUUUGAGUGGGACACAAAGAUUUUGCGGCAGCUAUGUAACGUUUUCGUUGAACGCUUCUUCGUCGUACCGUCCAAAUUUCGUUUCUCCCAACUUCGAGCGCUCAUUUUGUAUAGUUUAUGCGACACGUUGGAGUCUAGUGACGCUGUUAAAGAGUUCACCUCGUUCAUUUUUGCGGUCCGCCGGGUGUGUAUUCGAAUUUUAUAUACAUAUACUAUAUAUUGACAGACUCGCACGUGCGGGCGACAGUUUCAUGUUGUUCAAUUAAAUGUUUCUUAACGCGUAUGGUGAAGAUAACGAUAAUAAUGCUAACGAUAAUGAUAAUGA
This is a messenger RNA of Pogonomyrmex barbatus (red harvester ant), 4780 nucleotides long. It is a transcript of the gene Tusp, whose product is annotated as WD40 superfamily protein Tusp. Gene Ontology annotation, molecular function: protein binding. The record is from RefSeq and is a predicted model, not a curated record. Lineage: Eukaryota; Metazoa; Arthropoda; Insecta; Hymenoptera; Formicidae.